AUGGUCGGACCGAGUACCGGUACCAGUACGAGCCCUGGAGAGGCCGCCAAGCAAGACAACCGAACAGGGACCCCUGCCAUCGUCAAGAUUCCUUCCUACUCGCACAACGACAGGAGGCCCGCCAACAUCCCGCUCCAUACCCUAUCGUCCUCAGCACGGCCGCGAGACCACGAUUCGGCUUAUCUCCUCCACGACGACCACGAUAAGGACAGCCCGCGGUCCUCCUUCGACACUCCUUCCUCCGACUCGGACCUGUCUGUCUGGAGUGAUACAGGCGAUUUGGUCGACCAGCUAGCCGAGCGAGAAGACCCUCUCCGCAUCCGCCUCCGGGAGUCACUCGAGGGCAGUCGUCCGCUGAGACAUCCAAAACACCAGAAGCGCGCUCGCUUCCAGUCCCAGGACGGCCUUGACGAGAAACAGUCGACGGGGAUUCGCCUAGAGGAUAUUGAAAUACCUGACCCAGGGCCGCAGACCAUCUCAAAGGCGCAUCAGAUACUCGCUGCCAUCAUGGCGCCCAACGACAGGCCCUCCCGUAUCCACGGGCUACACGGGAAGAAGCUAAUCUACUUUACUAGCAUAUUCGUCUCGUUGGGCGUGUUCCUAUUUGGUUACGACCAGGGAGUCAUGUCCGGAAUUAUAACUGGAAUCUAUUUCAAGGACUACUUCAACCAGCCCUCAGCUACCGAGCUGGGUACAAUGGUGGCCAUCCUGGAAAUUGGUGCUUUCAUCUCUUCCUUGGUCGUAGGCCGCAUAGGCGAUGUUUUGGGCAGACGCAAGACCAUCUUGUACGGCUCCCUGAUCUUUGUCGUCGGUGGUGCCCUUCAAACUUUCGCGAACGGGAUGCCACUGAUGAUGCUGGGGAGAAUCAUCGCUGGUCUUGGUGUCGGGACACUCUCGACCAUUGUGCCCGUCUACCAAUCCGAAAUCUCACCGCCCCACAACCGAGGCAGGAUGGGCUGCAUUGAAUUUACGGGAAAUAUCACAGGCUAUGCUGCCAGUGUCUGGGUCGACUACUUUUGCAGUUACAUCAAGAAUGACUGGGCCUGGCGAGUUCCCCUGUUCAUGCAGUGCAUCAUGGGACUUCUCCUUGCGGGUGGCAGCUUGCUCAUCUGCGAGUCCCCUAGAUGGCUGUUGGACAAUGACCAUGACGAAGAAGGCAUUGUCGUCAUUGCCAAUCUGUUCGGAAAGGGCGAUAUCCACAAUCCCAAAGCACGAGAUGAAUACCGAGAAAUCAAGAUGAACGUGCUUCUCCAACGCCAAGAAGGUGAACGCUCGUAUUCCGACAUGUUCAAGCGGUACCGUAAGCGUGUGUUUAUUGCCAUGUCCGCCCAAGCCCUCGCGCAACUCAAUGGCAUCAACGUCAUCUCGUACUAUGCCCCCCUUGUCUUUGAAGAAGCUGGCUGGGUGGGUCGCCAGGCUAUCCUCAUGACUGGAAUCAAUGCCAUUACCUACCUCCUGUCUACGAUUCCGCCUUGGUACAUCAUAGACACUCUGGGCCGAAGAAAGAUCCUUCUCUCUGGAGCCCUGAUGAUGGUCAUCUCGCUCUCCGCCAUUUCGUACUUUAUUUUUCUACAAGCGAGCUGGACCCCUAAUGGGGUUGUCAUAUUCGUCAUGAUUUACAAUGCCGCGUUUGGAUAUUCAUGGGGCCCCAUCCCAUGGCUGUAUCCACCAGAGAUUCUUCCACUGAGUAUCCGCGCAAAGGGUGCCAGUUUGAGUACCGCGACCAACUGGGCGUUCAAUUGGCUGGUGGGAGAAAUGACGCCCAUAUUGCAGGAACGCAUUCAGUGGCGCCUCUACCUGAUACACGCCUUUUUUUGCGCAGUCAGUUUUGUUAUCGUAUACUUCAUAUAUCCCGAGACCGCAAACGUCCGCCUAGAAGACAUGAACUCAUUAUUCGGAGACGCCACCUCAGUCAUGCCCACUCCCCAAACCCUUGCGGAAGUGGAGUCGCUCUUCAGCGGAGGUCACGGCUCCCCUGUGCCAUCGCUGGACAUCCGAGGCGGACGGCGUGCACAGGAUGAUGCUAUUCCUGGACUCAAUAUCGACCCGCCUGAUAUUGAGAGUGGCAAGAGUCUCUCCAAAGCUGAAGCUGAGGGCAGUGAAGGCAUCGGUGGCUGGAUCAGUAACAUGGUCAAAAGGACGAAGGGUAAUGGAGAAGGCGACAGCUCGAGUGGAAAAUACAAGCGCGUCGGGCAGGAUGAGGACUGAUCAUACAAGGCAAACAUGUGAAGGAUUGUCAAUUGUUAAGAUUUUUGCAUCGACGCCCUUGAACAGCAUUGGCGGUAGCAUGCGUCGAUAUCCACGAGCAAUGCGCUCGGCUUGGAGAAUCUGUGGGCUAAUAGAGGGUGCAUAGCAUUUCUAGGCGCGUUGAGUGUGUGUUUUGACUGGGACCGAUGGAUAAAUAUCGGCUUGAUUCUUAGAGCAACUGUAGACGAGAAUAUAAGCUCUUCGGCUGCACUACUAUUUCGUCUGUCUGCUAAUAUAGCGCCCUGGUCCGGUG
Messenger RNA from Cucurbitaria berberidis CBS 394.84, 2500 nucleotides. RefSeq lists its product as uncharacterized. The record is from RefSeq and is a predicted model, not a curated record. Gene Ontology annotation, cellular component: membrane. The coding region runs from base 1 to 2208 and encodes 735 amino acids. Gene Ontology annotation, biological process: carbohydrate transport; transmembrane transport. Lineage: Eukaryota; Fungi; Ascomycota; Dothideomycetes; Pleosporales; Cucurbitariaceae. The transcript is spliced from 6 exons. Gene Ontology annotation, molecular function: carbohydrate:proton symporter activity.